AUGGACGCAGGAAUUGUGCAGACGCUCCUCGCCAGCCAGCAGCUGACGACCACCAAUGAGCAGAGGGUGGCCGCAACUCGGUUGUUUGAACAGCUCAAGGCGGGCGAGGUGCAUGCCAGCGCGGCGGUUGCCACCGAGCUGCUCAAGGCCCACCAGCCGCCAGAGCUGCAAGUGCUGGGCUACACCCUGCUGCAGCACCUGGUGGGCAACCGCUGGGAGGAGUUCAGCGCAGAGGAGCACAGCCAGCUGGGCACCCUGGCUUACAACAUGCUGCAGCAAGGCACGCCUGGCCGCUUGCCUGCAGUCCUGCCCAGCAGCGCGACUGCAGCCUGCCCGCUAUGGCGCAACCUGCUUGGCGUGUGCGCCGCUAGCUGGGCCAUCCGCAGCAAGGCCUCGCUGCUGCUGGCGCUGGUGAUCAAGCGCACGGGGCACGAGCUGUGGGAGGCGGCGCUGCCGCAGCUGCUGCAGGCAGCUGCCUCAGAGGGGCCAGCCAUGCAGGAGCAGGUGUGCAUGGUGCUGCGGUACGUGGCUGACGAGAUCACGCUGUACAGCGACGACAUCGCGGGCGACGCCAAGCGCCUGCUGCUGUCCAGCCUGACCAAGUCGCUGGGCGAGGUGCUGCCCUUCCUGGAGCGCAUGCUGGAACUCAACUUUGGGGCGGCGGGCGCGGCGGCGCAGGCGGGCAACCGCGAGGCGGCCCAGCAGCACGUGCUCGUCAUCCAGGCCGCGCUGCAGGCAGCCAACACAUACUCGGAGUGGGUGCCCGUGGGGCGGCUUAAGGAUGCGGGGCUGAUUGCCGCCUGCGGCUACAUGCUGAGCACGACCGAGUUCCGGGAGGCGGCCUGCGACGUGAUGCGCCAGGUGGCAGGCCGCAGGCAGAGCGACGAGGCGCCGGAGGUGUUCAAGGCGGUGUUGGAGCAGGCGGAGCUUGGCUAUGAAGGCCAGCACGACGAGUUUGGCCAGACUCUCUGCGAGACGAUGGCCACCCUGGGCACCUACCAGCUGUCCGCCAUCGCUAGCCCCGACAAGAAGCUGGCCUUCCUGCAGCACAUGCUCAGCUUCGCGCAGCACCCCUACCUGCUCCUGGCCGACAAGGCCCUCCCCAUGUGGGUCAAGCUGCUGCAAGACGCGGCGCAGUCAGUCAGCAACGCGGCGGCGGCGGCCGCGUCUGCCGCGGGCAGUGGAGGAGCAGGAGGAGGCGGGGGCGCCAGCUCGCCACGGCAGGCCACCGUGGCGCUGCCGCCAGAGUGCAUCUUGGCGCUGAUGGACAUGGCGGCCGACCAGCUGCAGAAGCGCGGCGCGCACGUUCCCACCGAGGACGAUGAGUUCCCUUCCUACUUUGACACCUUUGCGGAUUACAAGGAGAUGAUGGUGCAGUACCGCGUCAAGGUGGAGGAGGCGCGGGGCCUGCUGGAGUCUGCGGUGCACUUUGCCGAGAGCGCCUUCAAAGCCGUGUGGGACGGCAGCAUCCAGGAGCAGCCCGCCAAGCUGCAAGCCGUGGUGGGCGCCAUGGAGCCGAUGCUGCAGCGGCUGCUGAGCCUGCAAGUGCGGGACGCCAUUCUGAUGCAGCACCAGGCCCGCGGCCUGGAGACCUUCCAUCGGCUGUUUGGCGUGCGCCCAGACCUGGCCGGACCCGCCGUGGGCAGGGUGUUUGACUUGCUGGUCAACAACCUGCCCCUAGAUGCGGCGGGCCAGGAGCCGCCACCCGCCAAGCCGCCGCCCGGCUGGCGCGACGGCAUGCACGCGCGCCAGUACACCGCCAUGGUGCUGCUGGUGUGGACCAAGGCCUCCCCUCAGGCCUUCCUGCCGCACCUGGAGGCGCUGGCCACGCAAGUGGGGGAGCUGUGGGAGCAGGGGCGCAUCCGGGCAGGCGAGAAGAACGCGCUGCAGGAGGCGAUAGUGGGCGCCGCGCGGGCGGGCCCGGAGCAGCUGCAGGCGUCUGUGCUGGAAUGGGUGCUGGCGCCGGUGCGAGGCGAGUGGGCCACGCCCGCCUGGCAGGCCCACCUGGCCUCCCCGCAGGCCUUCAUGCUGCACUACACGCCGGUGGUGCCCGACGGCGCGGGCGGCUGGCAGGUGGGCGGCCGCUCGGAGCGCUGGAUCCUGUACCACCACGCACACCUGGCGGAGCGCUGCAUACGCAGCAUGAAGGCGGCGGCGGGCGCGGUCACCCAUCCGCUAGCGCAGCACGCAGAGUGGGCGGUACCCAACAUGCUCCGCAUCGUUGCUUGCCUGCAUGCGCUGUACACGCCCGCGGGGCGAGCCGCCAUGGGCCCCGCCGCCACCGCGCUGGAGAUGGCGCCGCAGGAGCGGGCGCUGUACCUGCGGCGCGGGCCCGCGGGCAAGCCGGCCGUCAGGCCCGCCGACGCGCCCGACGGGGAGACAUGGGACGACGGGUACUCUAGCGUGGGGGGCGCCUCCCCCGCUGCGCUGCGCGCCUGGCUGCGUCACAUGCGGGAGUUCACUUACCAGUCAAUGGGCCUGCUGCCCACUCACUGCCCUCCUGCCAUGGACUCCGCCGCCAUCCAGGCAGCCUACGUGCAGUCUGCCUUUGCCUACAUAGAGUCUCUGGAGCACCAGCACGUGCGCAUCAUCAUGCGGCACAUCCUGAUCCCGCACAUCAAGAACUGCGCAGACCGCCACCUGCGCCCCUGGGUGCUGCCGGCGCUGGCCAUCCUGGUGCCGCACAUGCACAGCCGGCUGACGAGCGCAUGGGGCAGCCUGCAGGCGCCGGCAGGCCCCAGCAGUACGGAGGACUCAGCCUCCGCCAACGACGAGAUCAUUCGGGAGCGGCUGCUGCGGGAGCUCACCCAGGAGUAUGCCUUGCUGCUCAAGGAGCUCACCACACGCACCGUAGGCGGCCCCGGCCCCGGCAGCGGCGCCCCCGGCGCCAGCGGCAGCCCGCCGGGCGCGGCCCCCGGCGGCGGCGGCACCGGCGGCGGCAAGGCGGCGCUGGAGUGGCUGCUCGAGGCCGACCCCGGCACCGGCUUUGGCGCGGUCACGACGGCGGUGGCGGGCAUGUGCUGGCGUGACGACUCGGCCCACCGCUUUGCGCUGCUGGCUCGCAGCCUGGUGGGCAUGGCGCCGCGGGACGCCCGCCUCUACGCCUACGUCGGCAGCGAGGUGCUCAAGGCCGCCAUCACCAGCCUGGGGACAGAGACGAUGGCCACCCACCAGGCGGAUGUGAUGCAGCUGAUCCGCGACAUCCUGGCGCAGCAGAUCAACGACCCUGGCUCUGCCGUGCACGGCGUGCUGGCGUCGCUGCCCAAGAUGACGCCCGCGGACCUGGACCGCUUCCGCUCCUCCCUGCUCGCCACCGGCAGCGAGAAGGCGCAGCGCGACUUGACCAAAAAGAUGCUGGUGGCGGCCUGCGGCAAGGGCUCGCUGGCGGCUCUGGCAGACUGGAAGCCGCCCACGGUGGCAUCGAUGACGGAGCCCAAGCUUCGGGCGGUCAAGGCGGCGGGCGGCGCAGCGGAGGAGCACGCUGAGGCGUUCACGGCGGCAGCGGUGUCCACGCUGUUCGACCGAUAG
Messenger RNA from Chlorella variabilis, 3528 nucleotides. RefSeq lists its product as hypothetical. Bases 1 to 3528 code for a protein of 1175 amino acids. The record is from RefSeq and is a predicted model, not a curated record. NCBI's taxonomy places the organism in Eukaryota, Viridiplantae, Chlorophyta, Trebouxiophyceae, Chlorellales, Chlorellaceae. Gene Ontology annotation, cellular component: RNA nuclear export complex; nucleus; cytoplasm. The transcript has 26 exons. Gene Ontology annotation, molecular function: RNA binding; nuclear export signal receptor activity. Gene Ontology annotation, biological process: protein export from nucleus; RNA export from nucleus.